Lepisosteus oculatus (spotted gar) is the source of this 13487-nucleotide messenger RNA. It is a transcript of the gene klf13, whose product is annotated as Kruppel like factor 13. Gene Ontology annotation, molecular function: DNA-binding transcription factor activity, RNA polymerase II-specific; RNA polymerase II cis-regulatory region sequence-specific DNA binding. Lineage: Eukaryota; Metazoa; Chordata; Actinopteri; Semionotiformes; Lepisosteidae. Gene Ontology annotation, biological process: regulation of transcription by RNA polymerase II. The record is from RefSeq and is a predicted model, not a curated record.
UUACAGAAUAUGACUCUAUUUACAGUACUUGUUACAUCUGAGCGUGCAUAAGCCAAAAGUACCCAUACAUCUUGAUUUUAAACAUUAUUUUAACAUAAAGUACUAAGGCAGCAAGUGGAUAGUAAAAGAUGUUAUAGCCAUUGAUUGAAAAAUUGAUAAUGAAUCAUCUGUCCAUAAAAAGCGUAACUAACAAACGAAGCCAAGUACCUAUAAACCCCUUAGUCUUACUUCUGUUACACGUAAUGUAACGUGAUGGAGAUGAUAAUCAGAAGUAGAAUUGUAGAAAGGUGUACAGCUUUGGUCACCAUGAAAUAAAAAAGAUGCAGCUGCUUAAUUUUCAAUACAUAGGAGAGUGAUCAGAUACAUUUCAUGGAUUAAAGGAAUGUCUAACACUGACAGACUAAAAGAACUGAAGCUUCUUAGUCUUUACAGGAGGACUUGGUGAUUUGAGCAUAUAAAAACUGAUUUGGAUUUAAAAAAAGCUCAACCUCAUUGACUCUUUCAGAAACCUGAACAGUACAACUCAAGUAGAAGUGAAUAAGAAGUGCAUUCAAAACAGAGAACAGGUAGCAUUUUUUACAGAAAUGAUAACAGGAGCCUGGAAUGUGCUACCAGGCUAUGCUGUUACAGUCGAUAACCUUCCUUCUUUUAUGAAACAACUGGAUGAGUUCUUCAAAUCACUUGGAUCAUGAAAUCUAGAAUCUCAAAUUCUUCUCUUGUUUGGAAGCUUUCUUGAGCUUUCUCUUUCGCCCCAAGUUGUUUUAAAAUAAACUUCAAGAAUUAUCCCUAAAUAUGCAAAAUAAAAACAUCAUGGCUCUUGUGCUUUAGUCCACCAAGUCAAUAUUUUUUUUUCCGUGAUAAGAUUUUUAGGAAUGAGAGGCUUUGUUUUUCUGGAGCAGAGGAGAGGGUCGUGAGUCAUCCAAUUAGUGAAGGCACUCAUUCAGAAUGUCAGUGGCGGCUCAGUGGCCAGAAACUGCAGUAUUGAAGUCAGACUGUGUCACCAACACAAGUGGUGAGGCACAAUUCCCAGAAUGUCGCAGGUAUCAGGUGCGUUGGAGUUUGUGAAGAUCGGGGACUCCUGUGACUUCAUGGCCAUCUUGCAGUGUAAGAGAUUGCAUCACACCUUUCAUUGAUGUUGGCUCUGCUGUGGGCAUUGUGGAGGCUCAAAGUGUGAGAAAUGGGAAAUGGCCAUGAUCCUGCCAUGAGGGUUGCAGCGAUAAAGCACCGCUGAUUAACUGGCUAUUUCGCUUUAAGUAGCUGUAAGAAACAAAUGGCUGGAUAUCCCAAAAUAUUUUCAAAUAGCCUUGCAUCCUAGCUGUAGGAACUAAAUGGUCAAUAACACACAUUGUGAUUAUUGGAUAGGAAAUUAAAACAAGGCUGGAUUUUUUUGGGGCUUUUGAAAAAGACAAAGUACCAGCCAGUAAACACCGGAAUGAACAAAAACCUUCCCCCAAAAAAGUGACCAACCUAAUCAAUCUGGAAAGGCCCUUCAUUUAACUGGCUUUGCAUACAAACCGUUACGUGGAGUACCAGAAAGUACGUGGCCUUGUGACAGUUUUAAACGUGCUUUAAGGAAUCGCAGUCUAUUUAAUAGAGAGAAUACAUCGUUUGACGUUUACACAUAUUUGUCGAGCUCUUGUGUUUGCUGCGUUGUUUUAGCCCGUAAAAUUGUUUGGAACGGCCUUUUGGAGUUUGCACCACUGCCAAUUGUGUAAAAAAAAAAACUGUACCAUGACGGUAUUGUCCCUGUAGUGACAACGGCUUCAUUGUCACCGCAUAUAGGGUAGUAAUCCGUUGACUGCGGCCCGUGUUAUUCAGCUCAGCUGGACAGAAUGGAAACCGAGUGCUCCGCGCGCACAUGGCUAGCUGGCGCCGAGCCAAGCUCCUUGGGAGCAGCAGGAAUUUAAAGGUGUAAUAGUGCCUCUUCUAUGCCGAGAAGAGAGCUGUGCGUUUGUUAAAGUCAUACAACGCAAAUGUCUGACUGACUGCAAUGCAAUUGCCCUUGCAAAUGUAAUUUCGCUCAAUCGUAUAUUGUGCUGGUAUUUUGUCCAUUUCUGUUUGAGUUUUUAUAACUGCGCAGUCCAAGGGCUUGAAAGACCCGGACAUUAGUUAUGUAUAUUUCUGUAGCGGUGCCGUUCCCGUUUGUAAAGUAGUAACGUAAUUCAGCCUUUCAUUUUCGUGUGAUGAUCUGGUAGUGAUCAUCUCUUUUAUUCAGUGAUCUUCGUGAUCUCUUGGUAUUUGCACAUAAUCAAAUAGUUUGCCAAUAAAUUGUACCCCUCCAGUGGCUCUGUAAAUUUCCGUGGGAUAAUUGGGCCUCCUUUAAUUGCUAUUUCAAAAGCACUAUUUUGUUGUGUGUUGCUCUACGGGACCCUAACGUUGGGGGGAAAUAGUGCCACCUAGAAACUGAAUUAAUUACAGGUUUCUUAACUUUAUUGUAUUCUUCAGCGUUUUUAUUGGUAUCGGUAAUUGCCUACAAUGAGAACACGCGGUUCUGGCCUCAUAUUUACAAGCUUUAGAACAGAAAAAUGUUUGGUUUCUGACUUAUUUUUAAUUUAUGCCAUUUCUAAUUCUGGCACUUAAAAUAGAGCCUUCUGGCGGCUCGUGUACUUUUAUUAUUGUUCUGUCACGGACGAAUUUGCUGACUCACAACCGCACAGUUCUUUCAAAAUCGUGAAACAAAAACAAAUUGCCACGACAUAUGCAUUCCGUAGCUCACUGCAUGUCGGUUUAUAAUGUAAUAUGGACACAUAUAAUGCCGUCUGGAUGGGCGGAUAAUUGGUAAGUAUGCAGGAGCGUGAAGAAUAUGAUAGGUGCAGCAUGUUUUUCUUUUUCACUCAGCAGUGGUAUUUCCUUCACUGGAAUUAUGAUGAUGAUGGUGAAACGCGACGUCUUUGUUUCCUACUGAAAAGUUUCGGUGCCGCUUGCGCGAGGGCGCAGAACCCAACUUCGCUCGCGGAGUUCCGAAAGAGGCAGGUAACAGGCGCGCGGGGACCUCCGCGCGGCCAAUGGAGACGCGGCGCCGGUGACGUCACGCCCAUAUGUUCGGGGGGCCUGCCACGCCCCCAGCGUGGAUAGAAACAGCACUAACUAGAGAGCUAUUAUACUGUCACCAUGCAGGAAAGAGGCUAAGAGCAACGAUGGGAGUUUUAAUUUUAAAUUCUGCCAACUUUUUAAACAUUUUACGAUCGACACAAUUCCAGUAGAAGGUGGGAGCCUUUCAUCAGAUGCAAUACCGCUUUGAUCUGAACCGUUUCCCACCCAGGAUAUCUUUGUUUUACUGACAAGCCGAGAAAUAGAGGGGCCUCUAUCUCUUUGACGAAAUGGAUCAUUUUGCAGCAGAGUGCCUUGUGUCUAUGUCCAGCCGUGCUAUUGUGCAUGGUCCAAAGGGGAGUAUAGACAUCAAACCAGAAACUGCAUCCGCUCCUAGAAACGGAGAUGAGCCUAAGGACGCAAAUAAGGAUCUUCUGGUGAAAGACAACUCGUCUCUCUUUGUGGUUGCCCGGAUUUUAGCAGACCUAAACCAGCAGACCCCCACCAAUAUUGCCGACCAGGCAAAGAUUAAGGAGGAGAACACACCAGCAGAGGAUCGGAACACUACCACACCUACCGUCAACACCGACCCCGGUCCCAGACAAAGAACCAGGCGUGGGAGAGGUCGGGUUGAGCACGAAUCUCCCCAGAAAAAGCACAAAUGCCAUUAUUCAGGUUGUGAAAAAGUUUAUGGCAAAUCGUCCCAUCUUAAAGCCCAUCUAAGGACACAUACAGGAGAACGGCCGUUUCCCUGCACCUGGCCCGACUGCAGCAAGAAGUUCGCCCGCUCGGACGAGCUCGCCCGCCACUACCGCACCCACACGGGCGAGAAGAAGUUUGGCUGCCCUCUCUGCGAGAAGCGCUUCAUGCGCAGCGACCACCUGAUGAAGCACGCCCGCCGCCACUCCGACUUCCAGCCCGGCAUGCUCAAGAGGCCCUACGGCGCCGGCGCCCGCACGGGCUCCCUCAGUGACUACAGCCGCUCGGACGCUUCCAGCCCCACCCUCAGCCCCGCCAGCUCGCCUUAAACCCCGCUUGCACUGGACGCCCGCACUUUCAGCCUCCGCCAGAUGCCCCCAAGUCUUGUGGAAUUCUCUUCCUUAUACCUGUGUUGCACACUUGUUAGUGCCCCUAUGCUAAUUGCUGUACCGUACUGUGCUGUACUGUACAUAGCUGCCUAUUGUAGUGCAAUUUCUCGGACACCUUUGCUCAAGAAACCUUCCCAGCCAGUGAUUCUAUAUCCGAUAUGUCUGUAUUUUUGUAGCUUCUGGCCAUUGCCAGGUUAUUAUCUAUAGUGUUUUUAUUUUAUUUCUUUUCUUUUUAGCAACUUGUUUCAGGAAAAAAAAAAUGUCAAAAGUAUAUUGAUUAUUCUUCACCUUUAUUUAAGACGGGGAAAAAAAGAUCACAUCUACACCUCAGGAUUCAAGACCGAUUUUUGUUUUCUUAACUACUUAACUGACUGCACAAUACAAGCAUCACUUUACUCUGAAAUUCAACGCAGUUGAAUUUUACGCCCUGCUCAGGGAAGGCCUCAUUAGCUUGAAAGAAUGAACGCAAUGAAGAUACACACAUAAAAAAACAGCCUUACACUCAACAAUAUUUGCACUCUUUUUUGUAUAUUUUUUGUUAGUUUUCACACUGGGGGGAAACUAGCACUGGAAUUACAGUAAAGUAAGCCCAAGGGUUUUUUUUUUCUGUCUCUACCAGAACCUAUAAUUAAGACAAUAGUGGAGGACAUUGAAAUGAAAGACCACUUGCUGUUUCUUUUGAGACUGGAAAUGACACACAGAAAAUAUUUCUCCUGUUUUCAUUUUAUCAAGAAAAAAAAUCUUUCUGAUCUCCAUUCACGCAGCAAGCUGUUGGCAACCAAACCACAGCACCUUGAAAGAGAUCUACAUACUGUACAGUCUGUUUUUUUUUAAAGGGAAAUGGGUCUUUUUGCUGUUUGAGUUUGGGCGAUUACAGCACUGCAUGUGUUGUAGCUUCCUAUUUCUCUUAACCUCCCUCUCCAACAUGAAUAAAUGGUGUAGAAGUGGUUUGUAUGUUGGAAAAAAACAGGACUCAACAGAGUCAGAGAAAAAGUUUUGAAGCAGCUGUUUCAUAGUUUAAGAACAAGACUUUAAUCUGCAGAUGUUUCAUAGUGCGAAUUAUGUAGUAUUUAAGCAUCAGUGCUGGUGUUUUAUGGUAUGCUAAUGGAUCGCUCUUUUCUUCAGAACACAGGUCAAAUCUUAUCUUAUCCAAGCGGGUUCAUCAUUUCAUUCAUUCUAAUGUAAAAAGCCUAGAUGAGGCCAAAAACGAACAUAGUUUAAAGUGAAGAAGUGUGAUUAGUAAGAAAUUAUACUGUCAUAAAAUAUACCUUUCUUAAAGUUUCUUAGGUAAUUAAGUCACUAUUCAUUCGAAAGGAUUCCAAAGCCUAGUCUAACUCGACAUACCUCCGAAAGAAAGAUUUUAAAGUUCUAAUCUAUACAAGAAUAAUCCAGAACUACCAUUUACUUCUCUGCCCAGUGUGCUGGGAGACCGAAUAGUAUCUUCAAGUCUCGCAGGUGUUCAAUUAAACCAGUCAUAACACAGAUCCUUCUGUUUUGACCACUCUCCAAAACAAACUGCAAGUCUCCUCUGCAUGGUGUAGACCUCGCACUAGGAAAUAUUUGGCUCCCACAAGAGAUUAUUUUUAGUAUGCAGGAGGGGCUGAAAAAUGCCACUUUAGUGAAAGUUUCCUUGCCUUUCCUGCACAACCUGUCUGAGAGAAAAAGUGUCUAAUUUAUGUUGAGAAAAAAGACAGAAUUAGGGCAAUCAUUUCUGUAGAUGGAAACAGGGGUUUUAAUUUAGAUUAUUACAAACCUAGUGUGAGAUUUAUUUGUAAACUGCAAAAAUUAAAUCAAAUUGUGUGUCAGAGGAUUCUUGUACAAGCCGGGAAAUAUACAUUUAAUUAUGGAUGGUUCUCUAGUGUAUCUGAGGAAGUUUAAAACAAUAAGCCCAAUGUAAAUAUUAGUGACUUUCUAAGUAGAGCCCUUUUAAGUUUCUUAAGGGUAAAACAAAGAUAACACUCCUAGUAGGUUUCCAUUGUUAAAGGUCACGCCUGCUAUUUCAGUCUAUUUGAAUCACCAAGAUGUAAUAAACACAAAAACGCACAUAUAGAAUACAGCACCAUAGCACAGGCUGUGCAGGUGGGUCUCUAGAACUGCCAUAUGGGUUGUGGCCUGAGUGCCACAGCUAUCUGCACAAGCCGGGAAUUGUGAGUCGAUGUGGCAAAAACAAGAUAGCAGGCUGUGCACAGACAUGCAAGCUACUCCGCUCCACAGGAGCAACAGGCAAAAAGGUUUGGAGGUCUAAAACUCACCCCCUUACUUAUUACUUGAAGCAGCAGAAUGAAGGAAAAAACAUGUACAUGUUUUGAUACACAGGAAGUGCUUUGCUACAAAGUCUACUGAUUUUCCUCUUGCAGAAAUUGGUGCAAAACGAAACCUCCUUAAUAAACCUCCCUAAGUGCAUAAGAGUUCUGUGUGCUUGAUGUGUCCUAGGGAUCAGAAAACGAAGGGCGAACUCUCUGAAAAAAGUGUAUCUGACUUUCCUUGUCACGUUCCCUGUCUCAGAGCAGAGGAAGGUGUAUUCCAAGCUGUAAAGGAAUAUUUGGUGAAAGACGCCCUACCAAAACCCUUCUAAAAUAAUCCAUCUUAAACUAAAAUAAAACAUUCAUAGGCUCUGUAAACCUAAUAUAUUAGAAUUUGACAUUAUCUUUCUGUUUCUGUAAUUCCACAGUUCUGACAUUUCAAAUGGUCUUGCCACUUUUAGGAAAAGGGACAUUUUGAAGCAUAAUUAAUCAGAAAAAAGACCAAAAGGUUGGAAUUGUGGUGUUCUGCUAAAACAAUUACAUUUGAAAUAUCAUUAUUUAAUUGCUUACAGGACAUCUGAGUUUUUCCCCUGACUUUAUUAUCACACAGCAUACUUCAUUACAGCAGUAAGGUGAGAUCUCCUUGUAAUAACAUUUAUUCUAAUUAUUUAUGAAGUAAGUGCCAUAUUCACAGUGCUCUCAGACAGACAGAAUCAAUCACAACAGCAUUAGGGACUACAGUGAGGUGCUUUUUAUAAGCAGAAAGCAGAAAGGUUCACUCCCACCUCAUUGUUUACUUGUAAAAGUUGCUGCUUUUCAGUAAAAUGUGUCAGCUUGUUACAGUUUCAAAACUACUAAACAGCUGCUUUUCAACUUUUUUUCCUCCUCUUUUUCCAACAGGAUUUAGGGAGGGCAAGAAUACCAACCUUUUGUUGAAAUAAAUGGAGUUGUAAGUUAAGACAUAUCAAUCUGGGGGAGGGAGGGGUGGAUCGGGAAUAUUCUACCCCUGCAUAUCUGCAGAGGAUCUUUGCUGUUAUGGUUGAGAUUUUACUGAGGAAGACUACAGUGUGUCCCCUUGUCUAUGGCAGAGGUAGAAUGUCCUGUGCAGGAAGGCACACAGGAGCAGCCCUGCUUCACAGUUUGGACACAGGUCUUAAGAUAUUUGCAUGGCCUGGUGGUCUACACCUGUGCAUGACAAAUGUUCAAAGCAGUGCAUUCAGCUGCAGUGCUUUCUCUCGACAAAAACGUUGUUUUCUCGUAUGGGAACAGGGUCUGAAAGACUGUCAGCAUGUACACGCACGUACUUAGUAUGCCUCAAGUCCUCCUUGGGGUAUCCAAGGCAAUAAGGCAGUGACACGUGUGAGAUUGUAGUUUGCUUUGGAAAGACUGUUUUCUGGUCCCUUAGCCAUUCUCCUUUGCUCCUGCAUGGAGAGGAGUGCCCAAGUGGGGAAAAGAAGCCCCACUGUAAACUUGGAAGACUGAUUCCAGGAGAAAGGAGGCAGCUGGACGGCUGUGAAUGGCCUGCCUUGUCUUUCUGCCUGUCCAUUGGGCCUCUCUUCUGAGCCUCCGCAAGGCACAUAGUCAGCUUUUCUUAUUAAUAAAGAAAACAGCCCUUACAAAAAUAUAUUGUACCGUCAAAACAGCAUUAAUACAAUAAACCACAUAUAAAGCCUUUCCACUAUUAACUUACACUCUUAAAUUAUUUACAGACUGCAAUAUGAAACUUGGAUUUCUGCUGCUUUACCUCCAGGAUUCAAAGUGAGAAAAUAAAAACUCAGCUGGUCGUUUCUCUUCUUUAAGGUCAUUCAGCCUGAAUGGUUAACUAAAUCCCACAAAGACUUGCCAGUAUAUAUUCACCCUGUGUGGCUAAAUCCGCUCUUUUAUUGGUUUCUUAUCGCUUCAGCUGUGGUGCUGGAAAGUAGAAUUUUGCUUUGCGUUACGUUGCAGAAAAUCCAUUUAAACAUUCUAUUACAUAUUUAAUAGCUUAAAUUACAGUAAGUGUAGAGUACGUUUAAAUAAGACAUACAUUAAAUGUAAAAAUUAGAGGAAAGCCCUCUUAGUGUUUUACUUUGCAGUACUUUUGUGUCCCAUUGCCUUACCUAGUCAGGAUAACAAAUUUUUAAAUCAGCAACCAGAACACACUUACCUCAGGGCAUGCAUAAACAGGAUUUACUUGGACAUUGAAAUAUAUUUUUAGGAUUCGCUUUUUUUUUAGGAUCUAGUGCAGAGAAGCCUUCCUGUAAUUUCCUCUAUUGGAGCAGUUCUAAUAAACCUGUCCCUCCGAUCUCUUGAACACUUGUCCCAUGACUGCAGGACAGCAUGGGAAGGUCACCCCAAAACUCUUAAGGUGAUGAUUUCAAUCCCUGGGUCAUCUCAGGAUGUUAGGAAGUCUGUUAUAAAACUGCAGUACUAGAGCAGACUUGUCUAGAGACACAGGCCGUCAUUAAAUCAGAAUUUCUAAACACCCAACAAGUGCAAAUUACAAAUCCUCCUUACCUAAUUAAAACCCACCAUGAAGUCCUGAAGCAUUUGUAAUUUGUGAUUUGCAGGUGUGCAAUUUAAUCUGGAGCCCAAAUAUAGAAUUAAUCUAUAAUUAAGACGAUAAGUGUUCUUUUUCCUUAUUUUUUAAAACCUUUUCUAGGAAAAUGCUGAGAAUAUGUGCAGGGGCAUAUGCGACACCAGGAGUGGUGGCCUGUAUUCAUUAAGCACCACAUGCAGUAAAGCCUGUCUUUUUUUAAAAACACAUUCCCAACGAUAUAUGAAAUCAAAAAGCAAGACUGAAACAAUGGGGAUUCUUAAAUGUAUCACUGUGAAAGAUUUGAGCUGAGGUUCGCUUUGAAUGCCUUUGAAGUGUCACGGAUAUGUGUUAAUUGUACUGUGAACACGGCUCGAUAUUCCAGCUCUGACCGAAAUUACAGUUGGGCUCUUCUGCACAACACAAGGCUCCUCAUGUUGUUUGUAAAGCAUUACAUCUGACCAUCCACUGCCAAUUUUUUGUGAUAAUGCUACUAUCAUGAAAAUGCUUUAAAGCUUUCCAUGCAGCAUUUUAGCUCAUUAUUUUAUUUUGUAUUAAGCAAUAGCACUUACAAAUACUCCCAAUGCUAAAGGUUUAUACUAUAACUGGUAGACUUUCUUCGGUGAUGUAAAUGUGUAUUGCAGAGAAUUUCUGUAGUGUAAUAAAUAGCAACUGUUAAGCGAUUAAUAAUUAAUUCCCAGUUAUAUUUUUGGGGAUCCUCUUUAUUUAAUCAUUGUUGAAAUAAAUUCUUUUUUAAGUGUAUAAGUAAGGCCUGGGCUUCUUUUUCACUGUACCAAAUCUGGGGUGAUUAAUGGCACGAACAACUGCUUAAGGCUUGCCCAGCUCUAUCAUAUGCAUUGUCUGGUCAAGAUUAUUAACUUUGACUAGAAAGUUAUGGGUAUUUUCAUUUUUUUUUUAAUGUGUUCAUUUAAGUAUUGUAUAUUCAUUUAUUUUAUUAAUUUUUAGAUUGUUGUGUUCAGGUCGUGUAAUAAUGUGUUUUUUUAUAUGUCUACAGCAUUAUAUUAAUUUUCCUUUUAUAGCCACUUCAAUUGCUGGUGCCAUUUUGGCAAUGGACAAAGUAGCAUCCUUUUAAUUUAUGUUGCAUUAGGCAAAGAGUUCGUUCAGUACGGAGAACUCAAAAUCUAAACUGGUUGCUGCCAUGAAUCAUAUGUGAACUAAAUCCUCUCCAGCAACUAAAAUUGAAGCUGAGUGUUCCUUUAUAGCUUUACGACUUUUGUUCAGGGAGUGCUGAGGUGUACAAUUGGGAAGGGGCAAAAAAGGGAAUUCUCCUGGCUUUUAAAUGCAGGCAUCUCUCCUUUUUGUAAAUGUAUAUCCGACAGCCUUGCUAUGAUGUAUUCUACUUCAUUCUGAAUGUUGCUCAACCAUCUUGAGACCACAGCAUUGUGAUGUAGUACUCUUCCCUUUUCAUUCCUAUUGUUUUUUUGUGUAACCCACUAGAUAUAAAUAUGGUUGUUUUUGACAGUGACCCAGGAAUUACUUUUUUUUAGUUACAAGGCAGUCACCUGGCUUGAACAAUACCCUAAGGCAAGAUAUCUACUUUUGAUAACAUAUAAAAAUGUCAUAUUUAUACCCAUGUCAUGUCAGAGCCAGGGUGGUUAGUCACUCAUAACUGCCAACAGUAUUUGGCAAUUGAAUCCUAGCUACAGUAGCUGCAGGAUGGUGCACUGCAUUUGUCAACAUUAAACUUAGAUAUUAAAGUUUAUACAUCAUAAAAAUUGUUUAAAAGGUUUGAAACGCAACUUUACAAAGCUUUGAGCUAUAGGGUUUUGAGAUUUAUAAACUUAGAGGAAAAUCCAGCAUAAGAAAAUUAAUUUAAACAGGUCUUUUGCUGGAAACCAGUAACAUUUUAAAACAGAUUUUAUAUGCCCAUAUGUAAAAUGAAAGAACACCUAUCACGUGUAUCCAAAUAUGGUGCCGUCUAAAUAAAUGAUAUGUGGUUUCGUUCGAAUUAAAGAAAUUUACAAAGGUGAAUACCGGAGUAACUGCAGUGGUCACAGUGCAUCAUUUGAUUUAAUUGUGAUUUUAUCAGGUGCCAAAGCUAUACAGUAAGUGUGGUCCUUUCUAUUGGUAAAAAGAUAAUGUAAAACCGUUGCAAAAGUCCAUAGAUCUGUCUGAAGACAUUGGCAGAAAACUAAAUUGUAUAGGUUUCUAUAUAAAUUUAAUGUUUCUGUGUAUGUAUGGGUCAGAAUGAAAACAAGGUUUGUGAAAAAUUCUCAAGUACCUUUAUAGUUAUGCUGUAUUGACCUUUUAUAGUUUGAUUUCUUUAAUUUCACGUUAAUUCUACUUGUUUUCCUGUAUAUUAUUUGGGCUCCCUUUAGAUUCAGAUGCUUUGAGUUUGUUAGUUUUAAUUUUCUUCAGAUUGAAAAUGUCUCUGCUUAACUGUUCAGGAAUAGUAUAUUGCAGUUGAGUUGUAGCACAGUUCUGGAAUAAAAUGUUCUGUUCACGUGAAUGCCUACCCAUUCCAAAGGAUUUAAUUGUUGUCUAUAUUGCUGCUUUGCAUCAAACCAAUGUACCAGAUCUUUGAGUUUAUUUAUUUUUUUCAACUUGUACUGUACUUUGACUGUGAUCCAUUUACUUGUAAUGUGUUGUAAUACUUUGUGAUUAUUAGAUUGGGUACUUUUGCAUCACAAAUUCAACGUUUGCUUUUCUUCUGCUACGUUUCUUAGUUUUAAAAAAAUAUUUCUGCCUUACAUGUGAUUUUCUGUUUUUGUUUUAAAUCUUUCUAUGUGUACUAGGCUGGUCCUUCAUAUUAAACAAAAUAAAAACAAAACCCAGGGCUGACUUGAAAGGGAUGGAUGUUAUGGCUGUUUAAUUUGGAAAUCUGCUUGCUGAUUUUCUAAAAUAUAAGUUGAGAUAAUUUUUUGGUUGGUUCGUCUUUUACGUGAGGAAUUUUGCUACAGUAUCUUGAUGUGCAGGGACAUGUAUGAUAGAAUAGUAGACUGCACAUUGGAAAAGUGAAGCUUUUUUAUUUUUCAGGGGUGUAAAUGACUGAAGUGAUGUCAGGAUGAUUGUCGUGGCACAAUGCGCUCAGUCUUAGGUUUAUUACAAUUAAAAAGAGCAAAUUUUCUUAUAUUAUUUGGAAUGAAUUCAGGAACCAGUGAAAAGCUUCAGGAGAGGAUGAGUGUUCAUGUGAAAUGUUUUUCAUUGUCCCUUGAAUAUUGCCAUGAAAAUUUGCACAGCAAUUGUAUAGUGUCUUUUUCCCUUUUUGUGCUACCCUUUCAGUGAUUGAACUGUGAUUUGCCAUGCUUUUGUUCAUAUCUCACCACACAUUUUUGUACUUUUGUCACAUUGAUUCAUGCAUUAACCUUUCUACACUGUAAUAACUUUUUAUUAGGGGAAAUCAUCUCGUUACAACUUUUUACAGCAUUGUAUUUUCUGUAUUUUAUUGGUAUUUUCUGGUGAUAAGUGGUAAUUAUCACAUAUGUUUUCAGUUACCCAUUGCAGAACACAAACAGAACUAUGCUUCUACAGUUCAGAUUGCUCAAACGCAGUAAGAAUAGCAGUGUAUACGGAAUUAUGUGUACAAAUGGAAAGAACAUAGAUAAUUCCUUGUCUUUUCAAUCACUCUUUUAUGGUUGAUGUUUCUGUAUACAGAAUGAGAAAGAAAAUGUGCUUAUUCAGCAUCAGUAAUCAAAAUAAAUUCCCCCAAAUAAUAACAAUUCCUUAAAGAAUUAUGACAGCCCCCCCACAUAAAAGUGUGCUCCAGUAAUUGACUUACAUAAGUAUUUGUAAAUUAUAAUUAACUGAGCCGCCUAGAUACAUGUCUGAUUUUUGUUUUAAAAGUGUCUCCAGCGGUUACUUGCACGUGAUGCAUGUGUACUUACUGGAGCAAGUUUACAAAUCCAGUGAGAACAGGGGACUGCAAUUUACACGAAAUAAACACUCAGUACUUUUUUCGUGCCGAAACCCAGGUCAGACUAAGACUUGACAUACAUGGGAGGUGAAAUCUACAGAAACGAGCUGACUGACACAUCCCCUGAAUGUCUCGUUGGGUUACAGUAGUUAUUGAAAUGUUUUCAUCAUUAAUCUAUGCCUUUCACUGCUUUUUGCAAAUUGUACUCUCAGUCUUCACUUCAAAUUUGAUGUUGGAAAGAGAAAUAAGCAAUGGCACAGAAAUAUAAUUUGCCCUUUCGAUCUGAACAAAGCCUUCCUUCCUUGAGGACUUGUCUGUCAUUUCUCUUUUUGACACCAUCCCAUGCCUCUUAUACGACGCGAUGAUGCUUGUUUCCUUUCUAGACAGGAGUGUUACUUGCUUUAUAAUUUAACUAUUAUUUAACUUUGGGCCAGUUUUCUUUUCCCCCCAUGAACUCAUUAAAACUGCCGUGUAUCAUAUUUCUCAAUCAACCAAAUCACUACAUUGAAGUAUUACAGUUGUACAGUUCCAUAAAUUAUAUACAGAUAUUAAUGUGCUGGUCUAUUGUUGCUCUGCUGUACCUUUUUAUUACAUAUUUUUUACUUGUUAGACAAUAUAUUGUGACUAUGUCCUAUGCAAAAGAAAAUUAACAGAAUUUUUAAAUAUUGUAUGUUGUCUUAACUUGUAUGCAUGAGUUAGUGAAGUUUACAUUUGGAAAUAAAUUCAUAAAUAACCAA